This is a messenger RNA of Paramecium octaurelia, 673 nucleotides long. The record is from the annotation of a GenBank genome assembly. Lineage: Eukaryota; Ciliophora; Oligohymenophorea; Peniculida; Parameciidae.
AUGAACCAUUCAAAUUAAUAACAAUCGGAAACCCUUUUUCAUUAUCUGCAAUUAACUAGAAGCUUGUAGUAAUUAUCAUAGGAUUGGAUGCUGCAGGAACACUACUAUAUUACAAAUUAACAUUAGGAACAUUGGAAAGCUCAACUCCAACCAAAAAAGGAUUAAAUUUAGAAAAAUAUCAAGUAAUAAGUUUGACAUAAAUUGGAGAGAAGCAGACAAAUUAAGAAACCUUUGGAAACAUUACAUGAAGGAUAGUAAAUGGAUAAUUUAUGUUAUUGAUUUUUAUGAUAAAGAAAGAAUGGAUGAGGCAAAGUCUGAAUUUCAUCGAAUGUUGCUUGACCCUUUACUUCUUGGAUAAAUCCUUCUGAUAGAAGCAAAUAAACAAGACUUAGUAAAAAUGAAAUCAGAAGAAUUAGCUGUUGAUUUAAAUAUCAACAAAUUUUGUUCAAAUUGGCUAUAUAACUAUGUUGCUCAAUCACUGGUGAAGGUCUUUAAGAAGGAUUAAACUGGAUUUAAGAAUAUAUUUAAAAGUAGGUCAUUUCGAAUUCUAUAGUGUAAUGAAAUAUGCAGUAUGAAAAUUUGCCUUUAAAUAAAUAUUUCUCAAUUUUAAUUAUUUUUUACACCUUAUGAGCUGCCAAUAAUAUUAUUAUUUAAAAAAUAUUAUUAUUAAUGA